Messenger RNA from Entrophospora sp. SA101, 348 nucleotides. The record is from the annotation of a GenBank genome assembly. Lineage: Eukaryota; Fungi; Glomeromycota; Glomeromycetes; Entrophosporales; Entrophosporaceae.
AUGCCACUUUCACCACCAUCAUCAGAAGGAAAUAGCCAAGAAAUAUUUUGUCGAUGGACUAAUUGUUAUCGUACUUUUGACGAUGCAGAAUCAUUAUACGCUCAUCUUUCAACCGAUCAUGUAGGACGUAAAUCUAUGGGAAAUUUAUGUCUUAAUUGUCAUUGGGGGGAUUGCGAUAUAAAAACAUCUAAAAGAGACCACAUAACAAGUCAUUUACGUGUUCAUGUACCAUUAAAACCACACCUAUGUCAGACAUGUAAAAAAGCCUUUAAAAGACCUCAAGAUUUAAAAAAACAUUAUAAAACUCAUACGCAAGAACAUCAGCAACAUUUAAGCAGGAAAAAUUAA